UCACAGGGUGGCGAGCGCCGCCGCCGAGAUGGUGCCGCUGUGAGCCCUGCGCCACGCGACGGUUCCCGCCGCAACGCAGCUCCUCGCACCACUUCGCCACCCGCAGACGCCGCCGCAGCCACUGCCGCUGCCACUGACGCGUCGAGCGACAAGAAGUCUGCCACCGAAGCACCCGCCGCCACUCCCGCCGCCGCCGCCGCCCCAGCCACUGCUGCUGCUGCCGCCGCCGCGCCUGCCACUCAAGCACCGACUGCACGAAAGGGUGCCGCUGCUGCCGCCACCAACACCACCGGUGUUGUUCACAACCCCAUCGCGAUCAACGCCAAGGCACCUGCCUCCACCAACGUGUGGUCUGCCAAGGGCGCAUCUUUCGCAUCGGUUGUGGGCAAGGAGUCGCGUGAGGCUGCUGCCAAGGAGGCUGCCGCAAAAGAAGCUGCCGCCAAGGAGGCCGCCGCCAAGGCCGCUGCUGCUGCUGCUGCCGCCGCCGCCGCUGAGGAGCAAAAGAAGCAACUCGAGGCGCAAGAGGCCCAAAAGCAAGCAGCUGCCCAGCAGCAAAAGCAAGAAAAGCAGGAAAAGCAAGACAAGGAGAAGCAAGAAAAGCAAGACAAGCACGAAAAGCGCGACAAGACACACAAGCAAAAGCAGACACAAGAAUCCAAACCCGAAGCCGCCAAGUCGGCUGAGGCUGCCAAGCCCGCCGAGCCUGUCGCUACCCCUGCCGCCGCUGUUGCCGAGCAACCCACCACCACCACCACCACCACCGCCGCCGCCCCUGUCGCCGCUGCCGCCGCUGCCCCUGUCACCCCUACCCCCACCACCUCCACUGUCACCACCACCUCGACCGCCCCCGCCACCGCGUCCGUCGGCACCAUUGGCCAAGCCAAGACUGCCCGCGCCUCGAACGUUCCCGCUCAGGCUGUCGUUCUCCCCUCUGCCAACCUUGCCAGCCUCGAGCUCCAGUUUGGCACCCUCAACUUUGGCUCGUUCGCCGACACCAAGCCCGCCGCCGCCGCGGCCACCACAGCCGCUCCCAUCGCCGCUGCCGCUGCUGCUCCCGCCCCUGCUCCUGUGGCUGCCCCUGCCGUCGCUGUCGCCCCCGCGCAGCCUGCUGCCCCCGCCGCCCAGCCCCAGACUGCCGCCGCUGCCGUCUCCCCUUCCGCACCCGCUCGCCCCGACAACAAGCAGUCGCAGCAAGCCAGCCUCCAACACCAACAGGCUCCCCAGCAGCAGCAGCAACAGCAGGCUCAGCAGCAGCAGCAACAGCCGCAGCACCCUCACCACCAGCAACACCCCCACCACCACAACCAGUACCAGCGCAACGCCAACCAGUUUGUGCCCCAGGGCCAGCGUGGCGCCAUGCCCCUCAUCGCCCAGCCCCCAGGCGAGCAAGCCAUCCCCGUGUCCUACAUUAUGGCUCCCUCUGUUGCUGGCUUCCCCCAACAGCAGUACGCCCAGUUCAUGCAGCCCCAGCACCUCCAGGCCCAGCAGCAGCCCCAGCUGUCCCAGCAGCCCCAGCAACAGCAGCAGCCGCAGCAGCAGCAGCAACAGUCCCAGCAGGCUCAGCAGCAGCCGCAGGCGAUCGGCCUGUCGCAGACCCAGCAGCCCAUUUCUGGCGCCCAGCAAGUCCCUGCUGGCCAGCCCCAGCUCCAGGCCAACGCCAUGUCUUCGCAAAUGUACACUGAUGGCAUGGACAUGAACGCCAACAUGUUCUACACCAACUACCCCUUCGUCCCCCAGCCCUACUAUAUGAGCUCUGAGUUUGACAACAAGUACGACUUUGCCUCGAUUGGCGCAACUGGCGCUUCUGGCCCCGCUGCCAACGGCGUCCAGCACCAGCAGCAGUUCUACCCCUACCCCUUCUACAACCAGUUCCAGCCCUACCAGGUCCCCUACAUGAACGUCCCGUUCAACAAGGGCGGCCACGGCGGCCACGGCGGCCACCACCAGGGCGGCUCUGGCAAGGGCGGCAACUACCAGCAGGGCUAUGGCAGCCACCACCAGCAGGGCCAGCAAGGCGGCCAGCAGGGCGGCCAGCAAGGCCAGGGCCAGAACGCUGGUCAGCAAGGCGGCCAGCAAGGCCAGCUCAGCGGUGCCGGCAACCAGCAAGGUGCCCAGUUCCAGCAAGGCGGCCAGCAGGGCCAGGGCCAGCAGGCUACCUCGCAGUCGCAGUCGCAGCAGCAACAGCAACAGCAGCAACAGCAGGCGCCCCAGCAGCAGCAAAACCAGAACGGGCUUGUCGGCUACCCCGCCCAGCCCCACCUCGGCUUCCAGGAGAGCUAUGACAUGAGCGGCAUGAUGGACUACAAGGGUGCUCCCCAGUUUGUCUCACCCGGCUUCAUGGCCCACCCGCAGCAGGGCGGCAUCCAGCAGGGUGGCUCUGGCAGCUACAACAAGUCGCGUGCCGGCUACUCUGGCGCGUACCAGAACCCCAGCUACGGCUCUCAAGGCCAGCCCGGUGCUCCCGCCCAGCAAUCUGCUGGCGGUCAGUUUACUGGCUACGGCGGCCAGCAGCGUGGCAACAACACCUGGCAGCACAUGUUUCUUCGAUCUUUGUGCAUUCUGUCGCUCGCUGUGCUAGUGGCCGGCUUUGCCACCGCCGAGCAGCCAUUCACGCAGCCCUUCUACCGCACGUUGUCUGUGCAGAGCCCGCCGUUGACAGGCAACGACAUUGUUGUUCUCCAGCACUUUUUGCAGCGGCUCGACACAGUCACCUCUCUGAACGUGACUGGGACGUACGACUACCCCACGAUGACUGCCGUGCUCAAACUUCAGGCGACCGCUCGACUGAAUGUGACCGGUGUCGUGGAUCAGGCAACGGCUGAUGCUGCUCUCGACAUGCUCUCGCGCGAUCACUAUGUUGAUGUUCAAGGUCCGCUGCCUGACGGAUACCUGUACAAGGUCGUUGUUCCCGUUCACUCCAACCGCUCCAUCGAAAUGAUGGCCACGCUUUACGACAAGCGCGGUUUGUCAAUCUUUACAUUCCUGACUCGUGCUGAAGGCCAAAAUGAUCCCAAUACUGGGGCACCGUUGAAUAUGUUCAGCUCGGAUGGCGCGACACCCACUGGCCUCAUGUCCUUUGAUUUGAAUAGCCCCGAGGACGAUCCGACCGAAUACGGACCUUACCCCGUCAAUCGCGCCGUGCUUGGUCUCGAAGGAAACGCCGCUUGGCUGUUGCCCAACCUUCGAAAUGGCAUUCUUAUGCACACUGGCGAGUGGCCCAACUGGAACACCAGCAUGCCAAUGCCCAACUCGCACGGCUGUAUCCAUAGUUGGCCUCAGAGCAUUUACACGGUCUGGCAGAAGCUUGUUGCACUUGGUGUCGUUGUUCAUCCCAACACGAAUGGCCAACUUCCGUACCCCUACAAGCCGCAGGGUCUUCUCGUUGUCCAGCAGAUUGACUGA
Capsaspora owczarzaki ATCC 30864 is the source of this 3402-nucleotide messenger RNA. RefSeq lists its product as hypothetical. Gene Ontology annotation, cellular component: LUBAC complex. The transcript is spliced from 10 exons. The record is from RefSeq and is a predicted model, not a curated record. NCBI's taxonomy places the organism in Eukaryota, Filasterea, Ministeriida, Capsasporidae. The annotation marks the transcript as partial. Gene Ontology annotation, biological process: protein linear polyubiquitination. Gene Ontology annotation, molecular function: linear polyubiquitin binding; K63-linked polyubiquitin modification-dependent protein binding; K48-linked polyubiquitin modification-dependent protein binding.